This is a messenger RNA of Cooperia oncophora, 363 nucleotides long. The record is from the annotation of a GenBank genome assembly. NCBI's taxonomy places the organism in Eukaryota, Metazoa, Nematoda, Chromadorea, Rhabditida, Trichostrongylidae.
AUGACAAGGAUCGACGAAAGAGGUUCUGAUGAUAACACUGCAAUGGAUACGGUAGUGGCCAAAAAAGGCAAUGGUCGUGUCACAGUAAAGGAGUUGAAUCGACUGAUCUCAGACGUACAAGAAUAUCCAUUGGAACCUGAAAGCAAUUGGUACGUUGUUAGCAAUGCCUGGUGGACAAAAGUACUAGAGGCUGCUAGGCAAGGCUUCGUCGAGGAUAUUCCGGCAAUUAACAACUCUUCAAUUUCAUGUAAAUGUAAGCUACCGUUAUAUUCGCAUUUCUGCUUCAAAACUUCUGCUAGAAGCAUUGGCGCAGUAGGAUGGAUCAACAACAGUGGAUCUAUCAGCAUAAGUACAACGUUUUGA